AUGAGUCGCAAGAUGUUUUUCGGUAUAAAUAGCUUUAUAGCACCUGAGGAAGCAAUUGCAGAGUCUGAUGAUGAUGACCGUGAAAAUGAUUUGGCGAUAAUACCACCUGAUUCCUGUAUCGUGACUGACGAAAUGGAAGAGUCUGAUGAAGAUAGGGUUGUUAUACGUUGUCAUGAGAUGUGCUCGAAAAUAUUGAAGUUAUAG
Parnassius apollo (apollo) is the source of this 204-nucleotide messenger RNA. The record is from the annotation of a GenBank genome assembly. NCBI's taxonomy places the organism in Eukaryota, Metazoa, Arthropoda, Insecta, Lepidoptera, Papilionidae.